This is a messenger RNA of Miscanthus lutarioriparius, 2382 nucleotides long. Lineage: Eukaryota; Viridiplantae; Streptophyta; Magnoliopsida; Poales; Poaceae. The record is from the annotation of a GenBank genome assembly.
AUGUCCGGCCCGUCUGGCGCCUCCUCCUCGCGCGGCGUCGGCGUCGUCGUCGACCGGUUCUACAGCCCGCCCCACGUGCGCCGCCAGCAGCAGGAGGAGCAGCUGCAGCGGCUCAAGGACCUGGCCCAGGGCCAGGGGCAGCAGCGCCCGUCGUCCCCGGCGGCGGGGACGCUCACGCCCAGGGCCGCCGCCAGGCAGCAGAAGACGCCACCGGCCGAGACGCCCGCCCCGGUCAAGGAGCCCGAGAGGCGGGCCGCCGCCGCGCCCUCCAAGCCGCCGCCCGUGUCCGCGCCGCCGGCCUCCACCGCCAAGGCGGCGGAUGCGGCCACCGCCGCUCCCCCGCCGGCGGCGCUGGAUGAGGCGGGGAAUCUCGACAGGUUCCUCAGCUCCACCACGCCAUCUGUGCCCGUGCACUACUUGCCCAAGACCAGCAUGAGGGGAUGGAGGAUUGCUGAUGUUACGAAUUCUCGACCAUAUUUCUGCCUCGGAGAUCUCUGGGAGGCUUUCAAGGAGUGGAGCUUUUACGGGGCUGGUGUCCCCCUUGUCUUAAGUGGAAGUGAAUCUGUGAUUCAGUAUUAUGUGCCAUACCUUUCUGGUAUACAGCUGUAUGCAGACCCUUCAAAGCUUUCAUCAAGGACCAGGCAUCCUUGGGAGGAAAGUGAUGGGGAAUCUAUGGAUACUAGCAGCGAAGGUAGCAGCGAAACUGAUGCUGACCGAUUAAGAAGCUCAACCGUGGAAGCUACAUGUCAAUUGGACGGUGGCUUUCAAAGGGAUGGUGAUGAAAUGCACUCACCAUCGACUCGGCCAAUUUUUGAAUAUCUUGAGACGGAUCCACCAUUUGGUAGAGAGCCUUUAACAGACAAGGUGUCAGUUCUUGCAAGUAAAUUUCCAGAUUUGAAGACAUUCAGAAGUUGUGACCUGCUGCCAACCAGUUGGAUGUCUGUUGCAUGGUACCCUAUCUAUAGAAUCCCAACUGGACCUACACUCAAGGAUUUGGAUGCAUGUUUCUUGACAUUUCAUUACUUAUCAACACCUUCCAAGGAUACUGAUCCCAGUACACCAGCAUGCCUCAGUUUUGGGGGCCUUAAUUGCUGUAUGAACGCCGCUGGUAAACUAACAUUGCCCGUCUUUGGGCUGGCAUCAUACAAAUUGAAGAGCUCUAUUUGGUCCUCAAAUAGGCCUGAGGAGCAGCAGCUUGCAGCUUCGUUGAUGCAGACAGCAGAUGACUGGCUUCGCCAUCGCCAAUGGCUUAGCGUGCGUUCGGUUGACGGCACGGUAUUUGGAUCGGAGUCACGGAGGGACGGCGACAGAAGAGGCGACCGCAUCUGGAUCUCGGUGGCGGCGCCCUCCCUGGCGGCCGUGACCCUCGCUCUGUCCAUCUCCAACAACGGCGACGCUCUCCCUCAUCCUCGGUGCUGGCGGGAUCUCGGCUCCCUUGACAAGACUUGUGAACAAGGCAGCAGCAUAGUUCAGUUUGGAAACAUGUCAUCAAAGAAGAUAGAGUUGGAUCACAAGGACUUUGUCCAUGAUUCUGCCAUUGACUACUAUGGCAAGCGCCUUGCCACUGCUUCCUCAGACUCUACCGUGAAGAUCGUCAACAUUGGUGCGGCAAAUGCCCCAUCCCAGGUCCUUGCAACGCUUAGUGGCCACUAUGGUCCUGUGUGGCGUGUUGCGUGGGCCCAUCCAAAGUAUGGUGCUAUCCUUGCAUCCUGCAGUUAUGAUGGCCAUGUCAUUAUUUGGAAGGAGGAUGCACGAGGCAAUUGGUCUCAAGUCCAUGUGUUCAGUGACCAAAAGUCAUCUGUCAACUCCAUUGCUUGGGCUCCGUAUGAGGUUGGUCUGUGCCUUGCCUGUGCAUCUUCUGGUGGAAGAAUAUCCAUCUUGACGAUGCGAUCUGAUGGGGGUUGGGAUACUUCAACCAUUGAGCGAGCACAUCCUGUUGGUGCGACUGCCAUAUCCUGGGCUCCUGCAACAGCAUCACUAGCUGGUGCAGGGGAGCUUGUGUACAAGCUCGUCUCAGGAGGGUUUGACUCUGUCGUUAAGGUCUGGGGAUUCAACAAUGGUAGCUGGAAGCUGGAGAGUGCUCUUGUCUCUGACAUGCACACAGAUUGUGUGAGGGAUGUCGCAUGGGCACCAGUUUUGGGAUUGGCCAAGUCGACCAUUGCCAGCGGUUCACAAGACGGGAAGGUUGUCAUCUGGACCAAGGGAAAGGAUGGAGACAAGUGGGAGGGAAAGCUCAUGCGUGACUUUGGUUCCCCUGUCUGGAGGGUGUCCUGGUCCUUGACUGGGAACAUAUUGUCCAUAGCCGCUGGUGAGAACAACAUAACCCUCUGGAAGGAAGGGUCAGAUGGGCAAUGGGAGGAGGUGAUGAAGGUUGAACCAUAG